UGCGAUAAAAUGAAGUCCAAUGACAGGCUUAGCUGACAACAGAAUUGGUGAGGCUCGUAUCGCAUUUCUUGUGACGUGUCAUGGGAUUAUCAGCGGUUGCAUGACACGACCAAAAAGUAAAGAAUUUUCAUCUUAUGCUAAGAAGCUGUCGCAGUUUGGACCUGGAUUAUCCUAGGAGCCAACCACCAAUGGCGUACUCCAUUUUGUACCAUAUUCUGCAGCUUGUAGUCAUACUGAUUUCAGCUGUAAACAAAUCUGUGUCACACACGGCAAGAGAAGUGUUUCAUUACGUUGCAGAAGAUCCAGUCCCGGAUUUUGUUCUGUGUCGUGAAUGUGGCGGCGAUUUGGCAGAUUCUCACUACAUAGUGAAUCAACUAAGCCCGGAAGCUUUAAUAAAAAGUAACCAGACUCUAUUUGGCAGAGAAGAUAUAGAGGUUCAACUCUUGUCUAAUCCACUGGGGAUUCAGUUUUAUAUAUUUACUACAUCGUCUGCAAAGUGUGUCAGCAUUGGUGAAAACUGGCACGACGACUUUUCCUGGUUUCCUGGAUAUGCGUGGAAACUUUGCUUCUGUAGCCAAUGUGGAUCCCAUGUGGGAUGGAUGUUUGAGCCUUUGAAGACGGCAACAGAAGACAGAAGUUUACCAUCAGCUAAAGGCUUCUAUGCAUUAGUACUGGACAGUGUAAUAAGUGAAUCUUUUUCUAACUCGUUAUUAGUCGUUCCAAAAUUAUAUAGGAAUUAAUAAAUCAAAAUGAACGAGGAACAGAAGGCAUUCAUUGCAGAGUGCGAAGAAGAAUUUAAGGAUCGUUUUACCGAUAAGGAUGAAGCGUUUAUGAAAAUAAAAAAUGCGGAACCUCAACGACCUCCGAUUAUGGAUCCUUGGUACAAUAAGCCCCCCAGAAAUUUCGACUGGAGUCGCCAAAAUCAAGGACAUGAUCAGGGAGGACGACGGAAUCAGGGUUACAAGAAACGCAAUGAUCGAAAUAAUGACCACUACUAUAAUUACAAACGUAAUUAUUCGAAUUAGAACCACUGUAUGCUUCAUAAUAUAUUAAUUUCGUCGUUAAAUCAUGAAAUAUAAAUUUCCCACUAAUAAACUUUAAUUAAAUA
Molecule: messenger RNA, 1108 nt
Organism: Diprion similis
Lineage: Eukaryota; Metazoa; Arthropoda; Insecta; Hymenoptera; Diprionidae
Exons: 5
Coding region: 135-740 (201 amino acids)
Source: RefSeq, a predicted model, not a curated record